Messenger RNA from Pseudo-nitzschia multistriata, 1095 nucleotides. NCBI's taxonomy places the organism in Eukaryota, Bacillariophyta, Bacillariophyceae, Bacillariales, Bacillariaceae. The record is from the annotation of a GenBank genome assembly.
CCAUUAUUGAAAACAUCAUCAAAUCGAAACACUCUAAAGAUAAUAUAUACACAAACGGCUGUCUCUGCAUGGCAUGAGUCAAGCAAUGGAAGAAUCGAUCCUGCAGACAAACAACGAUGGAGUGUCCCUGUUACGCGCUGGGAAUAAYAAGGGUGCUAUGGUUCGACUCACUCGUUCUCUUGCAAUCAUGAAGAAAUGUCCUUUGGAAGGAGAGAGGCAAGUUCGUUACCGAUUCCUUCAAUCCUCCCAGCACACGCAGACGAAUACCGAUCCAGAAACAUCGAGGCGGAUUCCAAGAUACAUCUUCGGUUCACCGAUAGAGGUAAUUGCGUGCGCACAACAGGAGGGCACAUCGCGCUCAACGUCUUUCUCAGAAACAUCGUUUUUGACUGAUACCGAAGGACGGACUUGCAAACUUUUGUCCAUUGUAUUAUUCAACCUAAGCCUAGCGCAUCACUUAUGGGCGCAGGAAGUCAGUGAAAAAAUCUACCACAACGUUAGGGAUGAACUGAGCCGAAGUCACGAAGUAUGUUCUGCCCUCACAAAAACUCUCCGACUUUACGAACUCUGCCACUCAACGUUGAUCUUUUCAAGUUCCGGCUUGCUUUGUUCCGACUUACCAAUAGCAGUCGUGGUGAAAAGUAAUGUGGGCGAAGUCCACAAGGAACUCGAUUAUCAACUAGGACAAAACGAACAAGGCCUCYAUCUACUCAAUCCUCAUCAAUACGAUAGGAAUAAGUCUGCAAUCGCUUGCAGCGAGCAACUUGUUCAGAUCUUUAUGUUUUUUACAGCCAACGGCGAAGCCGAAAGAUUGGAAGACUUUAGUGAUAUCUUUUCAAAUGCCAUGGCCACAUUGAAUGGUCGUGUAGUUUUCGCCCCAGCUGCUUGAAACCGCUAAAAAUUUCUACUGCCUCGGAACUUUCCCAAACCAAGGCACUAGAUGAAAUGACCUUAUUGUAAAAUAGCAUGUAAAAAAAAAUUGAGGCUAUUCGUUUCAGCUACUUUCCAUUUUCUACAAGCAGUGCUACUAAUGAGGACUGUUUUCGACUUACACAAAUCUGUUGCUGUGAACAUAGUUAUCUAUUCAGCUUGUGA